AUGAAGAUCAGCGCCUCCUUUGCUAGGCUGAGCGCCUGCCUCUCGCUCGCCCUCGCCGCGUCCUGCCUCCUCGCAAGCACCGGCGCCGACGCGGCCGUCGUCACCUCCCAGCUCUCCUCGGUGACCGGCCAGGAGUGGGACUAUGUCAUCGUCGGCGCCGGCCUCACGGGCCUCGUCGUCGGCAAGCGCCUCGCCGACGGCGGCAACGCAAAGGUCCUCGUCAUCGAGGCGGGCAACGACGACCGCGCCAACCCCGACGUCUCUGAUGUCGGAAGGUACGGCUCGGCGUUUGGCACCGGCAUGGACUGGUCCUUCUCCACCGUCCAGCAGGGCCUCUCGGGCAACACCAAGACGCUCCGCGCCGGCAAGACGAUUGGCGGCUCGACCUCGAUCAACGGCGCGGCCUGGAACCGCGGACACCGGAGCCAGUACGACAACCUCGCCACGCUCGUCGGCGACCAGGGCUUCAACUUCCAGGGCCUCCAGGCCGCCAUGAACAAGGCCGAGUCGUUUGUGCCGCCGGACAGCACGCAAAAGAACCUCGGCGUGACCUACGACGCCUCGGCGCACGGCAGCAGCGGACCGCUGCAGAUCACCUAUACCAAGGUCAAUGGCGGUGGCAGCCGCCGCCGGUCGGUCUCGAAGCGCAUGUACAGCGGCCCGCAGCAGGCGGCGUUUGUGUCGUCUAUCAAGAGCGCCCUGGGCGUCGACAAGGUCGUCGACCAGUGCAGCGGAGACAACAACGGCGCCGCCUACGCGGCCAACUCGAUCCAGACAAACGGCCAGCGCUCGAGCGCCGCCAGCUCCUACCUCGCCCAGUCCGGCGACAACCUCACCGUCCUCACCGGCCACCGCGGCGCCAGCCUCGCUUGGGCCGACGGAUCGUCGUCGUCGUCGGCCAAGGCCAGCGGCAUCAAUGUGCAGCAGUCGCAGAACGGGCCUAUCCAGCGCAUCCAGGCCAGCCGCGAGGUGAUCCUUGCCGCCGGCGCCAUCAACACGCCUGCCAUCCUGGAGCGGUCGGGCGUCGGCGCGUCGGACGUCGUGUCGCGGCUCGGUGUGCGCCAGGUCGUCGACCUACCGGGCGUCGGCCGCAACCUGCAGGAGCAGACGAUGAACACGCUCGGAGCGCAGGCCAACGUCAACUACGCCGGCGGCGGACCGUCCAACAUGAUUGCGAUGCCCAACGUCUACCAGCUCCUCGCCAACGCCACGGCGGUGCGCGACUACGUCAACGGCAACCUCGACGCCUGGGCCGACUCGCUCGUCUCGCAGGGCCACGUCGCCAGCCGCGAGGGCCUGCUCAAGCAGUGGCAGCUCUCCGUCUCGGCCAUCUUUGACGACCGGGCGCCCGUGUGCGAGCUCUUCUUCGACACGGGCUACCCGUCCAACUCGUACGGCAUCGACACCUGGUGCCUCCUGCCCUUCUCGCGCGGAUCCACCCACGCCACCUCGACCGACGCCUUCACCGACCCGACCAUCAACCCCAACUACUUUGCCAUCCCCAUCGACAUGGACAUGCAGGUCGCCGCGCUGCGCGGCGGGCGUCGCAUCCUCCAGGCCGACCCGCUGCGGUCGCUGACGUACAACGGCGAGACGACGCCCGGCUUCGGCCACAUCCCCGACGGCACCAACCACGGCCUGUACAGGCGCUGGCGCGACUGGGUCCUGGGCACUGACGGCACCGGCGGCUUCUCGUCGGUCUCGCACCAGAUCGCCACCUGCUCGAUGAUGCCGCGCGAGCAGGGCGGCGUCGUCGACCCCACCUUCAAGGUCUACGGGACCGACAACGUGCGCGUCGUCGAUGCCAGCGCGCUGCCCGUCCAGGUCAGCGCCCACCUCUCGAGCACGCUGUACGGCCUCGCCGAAAAGGCUGCCGAGGCUAUCCAGGGCGGUCAGGCGUAG
Messenger RNA from Pseudozyma flocculosa PF-1, 1902 nucleotides. RefSeq lists its product as uncharacterized. The record is from RefSeq and is a predicted model, not a curated record. NCBI's taxonomy places the organism in Eukaryota, Fungi, Basidiomycota, Ustilaginomycetes, Ustilaginales, Ustilaginaceae. Bases 1 to 1902 code for a protein of 633 amino acids. Gene Ontology annotation, molecular function: oxidoreductase activity, acting on CH-OH group of donors; flavin adenine dinucleotide binding. The transcript has a single exon.